UUUCACUCUCAUGAAAUCAUCAUGGAGAGUUGCAUAACAGAGAAAAGCGAUAUGCUUGCGAAAGUCCUUCGACUUCAGUAGUCAGAGAUGCAAGUGACUGUAGAUAUGCACAUUUCAUUGCCAAAACCGAAGGCUAUUAAGGGAGAGCCUAUUCGUAGAUCUAUCUCCGCUGUAACGCCAUGUGUUCAAAAAAGAUCAUGCCUUUUCACAGUAAUGUUAUUAUUAUUCUCUAUCGUCAAGGAGAGCAGAUAUGUCGAGAGAAAAAAUACGAUCAACCCAAUGUCACUCUCCCGUGUCAGUGAUAAUAAACGUGAGGGGCUGUGGAAAUGCACAGUACGUUUCCAUCCCCUACGGUCGUUCUGGAGAGCUGACUUGAGAUCGUAUCUCCACUGCAAAGGACUUUAUGCGGAAAAGAUUGUGCAUUUUUACAGCUGCCUAUUACACUUGGCUACCGUGAAGGAGAGUGGGUAUGACGAAAAUGGGUGACACACCCGGGAUCAUCCUUCGAUACCAGUCUUCGGAAAAUGUGGGGGGCUGUGCGAAGAUGCACAGUUUCUUUUCUGAUAGCAUGAGUUGUUGCUAUCAUGGGAGACGGUACAAACCUAUACUCCAACUGCUUUAGAUGUCAUCUCAAAAAAGAUUGUGCGUUUUGACAGUUCAAGGUGUUGUCGA
Molecule: messenger RNA, 672 nt
Organism: Aureobasidium subglaciale EXF-2481
Lineage: Eukaryota; Fungi; Ascomycota; Dothideomycetes; Dothideales; Saccotheciaceae
Exons: 1
Coding region: 88-486 (132 amino acids)
Source: RefSeq, a predicted model, not a curated record